AUGGCGUUCGCCGAGAACUCAACAAUACCACUCACCUGGGCCACAGACGGGCCAUCUGCGUAUCUUGUAUCAGCCCUCGGUGGCUUCAUCAAUUCACACAGCCCUGAGCUUGAAUUUCAUGUCCUUAGUGCCCCGCUGCAAUUUGUGCGAUACUAUGGAGCAUACAUUCGAAGCCGUGAGCCGCCGAUCCCAGACUAUGUGGACUUGAUGUUCUCAGGUCUGUUCAUCUUGACCUCGGCCCUGCUCAUAACCAGCCGGGCACGACGGCACUCAAAUAUCACAAGGACGGUCUUCCAGGCAACCAUCCUACAGCACGCUGCUGUAUUCAUGCUUGGUUACUGGUGGACGGAUGCACGUCUUUUCGGGCUCAGCGUCAAGUUCUUGAACCUUUUCUCAUGGUUUCGGGCUGUGCAUCGUGUGCUACCGAGACUGUUGCCGAUGCGUUUCAGGGGACCAGGCAAGUACAUUGCUUGCUAUGAUGCGGCUAUUGUUGUUGGGACGUUCGUAUCUCUCUGGGAAGUUGGAUACCCAGCAGGUUCUGGCAUCUUUGCUGGCUUAGUGGCUCUUCUGAUAUGGGUCGAGCGGUCCCUGGCACUUAGGAUGGCGAAACAUGGAGAACAAAACUUUGGUCGAAGACUUCUCAGUGGUAUCGGAAUGUUGGACUUCGAGGUCCUGACUGGGAAAGACCCCGAGGCGGUAACGCCGGAGAUGUGGAAGAAGACCAGUUAG
This is a messenger RNA of Diaporthe amygdali, 729 nucleotides long. RefSeq lists its product as uncharacterized. The record is from RefSeq and is a predicted model, not a curated record. The transcript has 3 exons. Lineage: Eukaryota; Fungi; Ascomycota; Sordariomycetes; Diaporthales; Diaporthaceae. The coding region runs from base 1 to 729 and encodes 242 amino acids.